Messenger RNA from Myotis myotis, 2341 nucleotides. RefSeq names its product zinc finger protein 764-like. The transcript is spliced from 3 exons. Gene Ontology annotation, biological process: negative regulation of transcription by RNA polymerase II. NCBI's taxonomy places the organism in Eukaryota, Metazoa, Chordata, Mammalia, Chiroptera, Vespertilionidae. Gene Ontology annotation, molecular function: DNA-binding transcription repressor activity, RNA polymerase II-specific. The coding region runs from base 234 to 1442 and encodes 402 amino acids. The record is from RefSeq and is a predicted model, not a curated record.
CGCGGGGGAAGCCGGGGCGGCCAUUUUGGUUGAGGGCUGGCGACCAGGCCCCGGAGACCCCGGGAUGGCGUCAUCUGGGCCAAACUCCGGGGGAGCCGGGUUCGUGAGGCCGCGUGGCCGCCAUUUCCUAGGAGGGCGCCCGGCCCCGGUCUCUGUAGCUUCAGCCGCCGCGUGGUCCCCGCAGAGGCCGCCCGGGAGCACGUGGGGCCGCGGACCAGGGGCCGGCACUCCCCAUGGCGCCGCCUCCGGCCCCGCUCCCCGCGCAGGAACCCGGGGCGGCCGCGCGCUCGGGGAGGAGCCCCCAGCCCGUGAGCUUCGCGGACGUGGCCGUGUACUUCUCCCCGGAGGAGUGGGGCUGCCUGCGGCCCGCGCAGAGGGCCCUGUACCGGGACGUGAUGCGGGAGAACUACGGCCACCUGGGCGCGCUCGGGCUCCGAGGCACCAAGCCGGCCCUCAUCGCCUGGGUGGAGGAAGAGGCUGAACUGUGGGGGCCAGACGCCCGCGACCCGGAGUUGGGAGCGUGUCCGGCAGGAGAAGACACGGCAGGUUCCAGAACCAAGGAAGAGAAAGGACUGAGAGAAGGCCCCGGGGCCCUGGACGCUCAGCCUCUUGGGCUGAAGGCUCUCACACCCCCUUCUGCUGGUCUCCCUUACAGUCUGGAGCAGCCAUCCACCGUGCCUCACCGGGGUCGCCCCCCACUCUUUGCCCAUCCCCCUGUCCCAAGGGCAGACCAGCGUCACGGUUGCUACCUCUGUGGGAAGAGUUUUGCCUGGCGUUCCACUCUGGUGGAGCACCUGUACACCCACACGGGUGAGAAGCCCUUCUCUUGCCCUGACUGUGGCAAAGGCUUCGGCCAGGCCUCCUCUCUGAGCAAGCACCGCGCCAUCCACCGUGGGGAGCGGCCCCACCGCUGCCCGGACUGUGGCCGGGCCUUCACCCAGCGCUCUGCCCUCACCACCCACCUACGGGUCCACACGGGUGAGAAGCCCUACCGCUGUGCUGACUGCGGCCACUGCUUCAGCCAGAGCUCUGCCCUCUACCAGCACCAGCGGGUCCACAGCGGCGAGACCCCCUUCCCUUGCCCAGACUGUGGCCGUGCUUUUGCCCACGCCUCAGACCUUCGGCGCCACGUGCGCACCCAUACAGGCGAGAAGCCCUACCCUUGUCCAGACUGUGGGCGCUGCUUCCGGCAGAGCUCCGAAAUGGCAGCCCACCGGCGAACCCACAGCGGGGAGCGCCCCUACCCCUGUCCUCAGUGCGGCAGGUGCUUUGGCCAGAAGUCGGCCAUGGCCAAGCACCAGUGGGUCCAUAGGCCUGGUGCCGGGGGACGAAAGGGCCAGGGUGCCAGUGGGUUGCCUGUGCCCCUGACCCCUGGCCAAGGGGACCUGGACCCGCCUGUGGGCUUCCAGCACUACCCAGAGAUCUUCCAGGAGUGUGGGUGAUGGCCUCAAAAGUGAGAAGACAAAGGGUGAAGAUCUAAACAUUUCCUGAGGCCCAAGCUGGAAUCUGUACUGAACCUCUGGGGGCUCCAGGGAGGUCGUAGAAUUCCUUGUAAGAACUGGACCUGGGGGACGAGCGCCAUCAUGUUUUAGGCCCUCUCCAGCUUGACGGGACACCUCGGUCUCUGCUGGCCUAGCCUACAAGCCCCCUUUGCUGAGUUAGGACGAGGUAAGACCCCGCUGACCUCCGCUGUGGGAAGAAAAGGCCGUCUCUCAGACAGUUAAGAGGACUGAGGUGGAAGAGAACCUUGUUUUACCCGUUUGCCUUUUCACUGCAUAAGUUAAAAACUGGUGGCCGUGCACUGAAUCUGGCCUGCAGCUCUUUUAUUUUUUGGCCUAGUCAGAAUUUUAAAAUGUUACAAAUUAUUGGUUAAGAUUUCACACAGAAUCCAGGUUUCUGACUUCUGUCGAGAAAUCCAAAGAUUUGGCAGCUCUACCUAAACUCCCACAAAACCACAGCUGGCAGGAGCGGGGGCAGCUGUUGCCUCUGGAUGGAGCCGGACCUGUGCUCCGGCUCGGCAUGCUCGCCGCCCUCAUCGGCUCCCGACCAGCGUCAGCUGGCGCUCAGGCUUGCCCACGUCUCUUCCAGGCGGGCUGGCUCCCCCUGCUGUUUUCCUCUCCUUUACAUGGCCUGUUGGGCUCCUGUGGUAACUGGAGUUUGCAAGCCGUGGUCUAGGGCAGCCGUCGCCAACCUUUUGGACCUCACAGACCACCAGUGGUCCACGGACCACCGGUUGGCGUCAGCUGGUCUAUAGCAUUCAAGUUUUCCUGAAUCAGGGAUUUACAUAGAGGGCAUAUAUGGGAAAGGGCACAGGAGAGAAGUAAAAGCAGGCUUUAUUUUA